UAAAGCAAAGAACUUUAUUCAUUAGUAGCUCAAUAUUCUUAGAUUUUCGGUUUAAAAAGAUGACUGUGACACUGUCAAAUAGCAACAACCAGGAUGAUUCAUUGCUUAAACCACUUCCGUUCUAUGUGGGCUCACUACUCUACACAUGCGCAGUGUUCUUUUUUCUCAUCGGUUCGUCCUCCCACCUCUGGGUGGUCAUGACCAGCCAACCAGUGGACAUGUCACGUGACACCAAAGCCCAUCUGGUGGCGCAUUAUGGGCCCUGGGUGGCCUGCACGCAUAGCGGAACCUGUGGCAGUUCAUUACUUUUAGAAGGAGUUGAUCAAAAGACUGUACGGCUGACUCAAUGUCUGAUUGUUGCGGCUUCUAUCUUGUAUAUCUUCGGGUUUUUGAUCAUGUCACUACAACUGGCGCGUCCCACACAAUGUGAGAAACUAUGGCAGAAAAUGGAACAGCUAAUCAUUGUGGAGUUUGUAUUUCCAGUAGCAGCAAUCACAGGAAGUGUAAUGAUGUUAGCCAUGGCAUCAGUCAACAGAAGUGUCCUAGUCCCACGUGACCAGGUUAUGCAGACAGGCUCAGCUUUUUACAAAACACUUUUUGCCAUACUGUUAACUGUUGUUGGAGCGCUGUUUACUGUGCUGAACCGGUACAGCAUUGGCACCUCCAGUGCUGCGAAAUAUAUUUACAGACUGCGGAGAUUCAGGUUCUUCUCGGGGGUAACCAAAGAUACACAGACUGCUACAAGUUUACAAGAUGUUGUUAUUAGGGAGUCUGAGCUUGACGGCGGUGACAAGCGAAUUGUAAGAAAAUCAGAACUUUGAUAUUUAUAUGAAUUAUAAUAAAUUGAAAGUUAAAUGUUACAGUUUUGUUCAGCUGGAAUGUUAUAGUUUAGUUUAAUUUAAAUGUUAUAGUUUAGUUUAAUUUGAAUGUUAUAGUUUAGAUAUUAUGUGAUAACUCAAAACUUAUAAAGUGCCAGGAUGCCAAAAUAAACCUUUUGAUUUGAAGACAGUUUCACAGGUUGUUUGCUUUUUCAGUCAAAAACCCACCCACAUGCAUAUAUACAUGUCAUGUACUGUAUUGGAGGGGGGACUUGACAAACUUGUUGCUAUGGUUACACAAAUGUUUAUAUCAGUGCACACAUUUUUAGAUGUAGGAUAAAUAGCAGUAGUAACUUGGCCAUGUAUAUGUUAUGAAGUGUGUGUGUUUCUAUGGUGAUGGUGGGAAGAAGUCAUCUAUUCAGUGUGAAUGAUGACUCCAGAUUGCCAGAGUGAGAAGACAUAUUUUUGUAGUGAGUUGUAGAGUUUGUUCAAAAUACCGUUUUCUAUUACGACCAAAGUCUACUACAUUUAUUUCAUUUCAUCUCAGGUUGCAUUUGUUUAUAUUGUAAUAAAAGUAAUAUAUAAUAUUGUUAUUCAAGUUAUUUCAAGCUUUAUAAGUUAAGACAGCGGUUUAAUUGUCCAUCAGGAGUUUGGUGUUCGUCAGCAACAGUGUAAUAACAAACUACGUGGAAAACGACGUGGUCUAUUAGGAAGUCAAUGCCAGCUCAGCAACCAACUGCCUUUACUUUUUUUAUCCAACAAAAUAUCUUUUACAUCUGAGAGGGUGGGGAAACACAUACCACUCGUACCACCUAUGUAAACAGAAGAAACUUUUUCACAUAUGUUGUACAUAUACAUUUCCUUAUCUUCUUCUUCGUUCUCAUUGUUAUGUUGAAGCGUUCAGAUGACUAGACCAAUACAUGAGAUGAACUGCGCAGUGGUUUCCAAAUCAGGGAGCUCUCCAUAUCUCCUUCGAGGCGGAGAGCCCGGCCCCCUACCUGCGCGGCGGGAUUCCACAGGCAGGACGCCACAUCUAUUAGAAUCGUUAGGCUACUGAGCUCCAACAUAGAUGAGGUUGCGUGUCAAUGUGUUAAGCGCCAGGAGUCCCAUUGACUUCAGCCUGCUUUUCUUUUCGGGUGUGCUCCGAUAGCCUUUGAUCAUCCAAAAUAAUCUAAGGGUCCUUCCCCUAUCCGCCACCUGGUGGUAGCUCCCCCAAGCUUCUUAUAAGUUACAUGUAAAAUAUGAGUGAGUCUGGUGUGAAUGUAUAUUUUGGUUUUCUAUAGUCAUAAUGUUUUGUGUAAUGCACAAAUUGUAAGACAAAUUUCCUUAU
Biomphalaria glabrata is the source of this 2148-nucleotide messenger RNA. RefSeq lists its product as uncharacterized. The transcript has 4 exons. Bases 60 to 821 code for a protein of 253 amino acids. The record is from RefSeq and is a predicted model, not a curated record. NCBI's taxonomy places the organism in Eukaryota, Metazoa, Mollusca, Gastropoda, Planorbidae.